CAUCCUGGCAUUAUUAAUCUAAUGCUAUCUUAUGGAUUCAGAAUUUAUCAGGGAUAUAUAGUAUCUCUUUGUUUUGUUGUGAGUAAAUUUUGCUUCACUAUUAGGCAUUUUCACAUUGUAGUUUACUCUUGUGUGUCUCCAAAGGUUAAACUUGUCUCCCUUAACUCCCACAGUACCAAAUGAAAAAAUAACUGAUUGUUACUGUUAUCUUUGCUCCUCAAAGUGAUGGAGAAUGUCACGAUGGUGAAUGAAUUUCUUUUACUUGGCCUGACCAGUGUUCAGGAGCUGCAACCUGCCUUCUUCGUGACUUUCUUAGUUAUUUACCUAAUAAACCUGAUUGGAAAUGGAGCUAUAUUAGCGAUUGUUAUUUUGGAACCAAAACUACACUGCCCUAUGUAUUUUUUUCUGGGAAAUCUUUCUUGCCUGGAUAUUUGCUAUUCUUCCGUGACACUUCCCAAGGUACUCAUAAACCUCCUCUCUACUCACAGGGGCAUAUCUUUCCUAGGCUGUAUCACGCAGCUACACUUUUUCCACUUUCUAGGAAGCACAGAGGCCCUUUUGCUGGCGGUGAUGGCCUUUGACCGAUUUGUGGCCAUUUGCAACCCACUUCGCUACACUGUCACCAUGAACCCUCAGCUGUGUAUUAUGCUGACAGCCAUGGCCUGGAUUGCCAGCUUCUUUUAUGCUCUGAUGCAUUCCAUCAUGACUGCACGCCUGAGAUUUUGCCACUCUCAGAAAAUCAAUCACUUCUUCUGUGAUGUCAAGCCUCUCCUGGAACUGGCCUGUAGUAACACGUUACUCAACCAAUGGCUGCUCUCUGUGGUCACAGGCAGCAUCUCUAUGGGUGCUUUCUGCCUUACCCUCCUCUCCUAUUUCUAUAUUCUUGGCUUCAUUCUAUUCAAGAACCGGUCCUGCAGAAUACUUCAUAAGGCACUGUCUACUUGUGCCUCCCAUUUUAUCGUUGUAUGUCUUUUCUAUGGACCUGUGGGCCUCACAUACAUUCGUCCUGCCUCAGCCACCUCCAUGAAUCAGGAUCGGAUAGUGGCCAUCAUCUACAGUGCAGUCACCCCAGUGCUGAAUCCACUGAUAUACACCCUUAGGAAUAAAGAAGUGAUGCUGGCUCUGAAGAAAACCUUUGGGAGCAAGUUGUUUAAAGACUGCCAGCAAUACCAUUAAGACUAAGAAGACUCAUACAUGAUUCCCAUUAAGACUCACAUCACUUCACAGCCAUAAGUGAUUAGUUUACCUAAUUUCAAAUUUCCUUCAGAAAUUUUGAGUGAAUCUUAUAUCAGGCAAUAAAGUAGGUUCAAGAAACAUGGAAAUGAGGAAAAGAAAUUCCACAAUAGUAUAAACUUAAAGUUUGGUGCAAUAGGGGCACCCAAUACACAAAUUUACAGGGGCAAUUAAAUGCU
Messenger RNA from Oryctolagus cuniculus (rabbit), 1412 nucleotides. It is a transcript of the gene OR12D3, whose product is annotated as olfactory receptor family 12 subfamily D member 3. Gene Ontology annotation, molecular function: G protein-coupled receptor activity; olfactory receptor activity. The record is from RefSeq and is a predicted model, not a curated record. Gene Ontology annotation, cellular component: membrane. Lineage: Eukaryota; Metazoa; Chordata; Mammalia; Lagomorpha; Leporidae. Gene Ontology annotation, biological process: G protein-coupled receptor signaling pathway.